Messenger RNA from Oldenlandia corymbosa var. corymbosa, 2346 nucleotides. The record is from the annotation of a GenBank genome assembly. Lineage: Eukaryota; Viridiplantae; Streptophyta; Magnoliopsida; Gentianales; Rubiaceae.
CCUGAAUCAUAAUCUUAGGUGCCAAUCAGGCUAUCCCCAAAAGUCAAAGUGUCAAACCCAUAUUCUUGGUUUUCUUUAAUGUUUUUAAAAUUCACCCAAUCAAACAACAAAUUCAAGCUAGACUAAAAAAUGUCACAAAUUUAUUUGAUUCUACCAGAAAAGGUAAAAGACAAGAAUGCCUGAGAGAAAAACGUUGCCAUUACCAGAACAUAUUGGAUUACUGUUAAAAACUAGUACAAAUUUGAAACCAAUAUUAUUUCUACAAUUAACGAAUGAGUGCAAGAUAAUUGAUUUCAUUUGGAUUUCUUCCAGAAGGUACGUAGGUAGCCAGCCAUUCAUUCAUUUUUCCUAAUGGAUAGUUUACAACAUAUGCAGUCUGGAAUUUGACUGCAAUAAUUUGGUCAGCAUAUUAUUGUAAUCACAGAAGAAAAUCCACCUUUUAAAAAACCCUCCACAAGAAGCAAUUUUUUUCACUCAGAAACACAAAAGCUUCUUCAAUGGAGGAGAAAAAGACUUCAGAAUCCUCUGUUUUCAAGGUUCUGAUGUUGCCAUGGUUAGCUCAUGGCCACAUCUCUCCUUUCAUGGAGCUCUCCAAAAGACUCCUUGCCAAGAAAAACUGUCAGAUAUACUUUUGUUCCACAAAAGUCAACCUUAGUUUUGUGGAGGAAAAUUUUGAUGAGAUCUUAUCGAAUCAAUCCUUCCAAUUAGUGGAGCUUCAAUUACCUGAUUCCCCUGAUCUUCCUCCUCAGUAUCACACAACCAAAAACCUGCCACCCCAUCUGAUUUUCAACCUCAUACGAGCUUUUCAGAUGGCGGAAUCCAGCUUCAGCAGCAUUUUCAAUUCUCUGAUCCCUGAUUUGGUCAUCUUUGAUGGAUUCCAAUCAUGGGCUCCAAAGAUUGCUGCAGAGAAGAAAAUCCCUGCUGUUUAUUUCAUCACUUCAGGUGCUGGAACCAUGUCCUUUUACUAUCAUAUGUACAUUAAAAAUGGCAGCUUUGCAAAUUUUCCUUUCUCUUCCAUGUUUCUAAGAGACUAUGAGCUGAGGAAGAUGAAAGCCCAUGUGGAAUCCAACUCUGAUGAUCAAGCAGAUGUAGAAAAUGUUGGAUUCAAAUGCUUUGAAUUGAGUUCAGAGAUCAUUCUGAUCAAAACAAGCAGAGCGAUUGAAGAGAAGUAUGUUGACUAUUUGUCAAAGCUAUGUGGGAAAGAAUUGGUGUGUUUAGGUCCACUUGUUCAAGAAUCAAGUAACCAAGAAAGGGAUGGUUGCAAAGACAUCAUGAAUUUCUUGAAUGAGAAAGAUCAGGAUUCAGUUGUUUAUGUUUCUUUUGGAAGUGAGUACUUUUUGUCUGAAGAAGAAAGGGAGGAAAUAGCAUAUGGGCUUGAGCUAAGCAAUGUGAACUUCAUUUGGGUGAUUAGGUUUCCUGUUGGGCAGAAGGUUGAGAUUGAAGAUUCAAUUCCAAAAGGGUUCUUGGAGAGGGUGAAAAACAAGGGAAUUGUAGUGGAUGGAUGGGCACCACAAGCUAAGAUUCUUCACCAUGAAAAUACAGGUGGAUUUUUGAGUCAUUGUGGAUGGAGUUCUGUGAUGGAAAGUUUGUACUUUGGGGUUCCAAUUAUUGCAAUGCCAAUGCAUCUUGACCAGCCCACAAAUGCAAGGGUAUUAGGUGAGAUUGGUUUUGGUGUGGAGGUUUUGAAGGAUGAAAAUGGCAAGAUGAACAGAGAGGAAAUUGCAAAUGCUAUAAAAAUGGUGGUUUCGGAGAAGCAGAUUGGUGAAGGAAUUAGAGGAAAAGCUAAGGAAUUGAGCAGGGAGUUGAGAUUGAAAGGGGAAGAAGAGGAACAAGAAGGCGUGGAAAAGCUUUGGGAUUUAUGCAACAAAUACAAAGCAGCAGCUCAGGAUUGACGAAAAUUUUUGGAUAUUGUAACUUCGUUUUUUCAAGCAUAAUUGGUUAAGCCCAUUAAUGUUCUUGGGCCUUCGUUUAUUCACCAAACCAAACAAAGAAGUCAAACAAAAUUUAUUUUAUUUUGAUGAUGAAUUUUAUUUUUUUUUAUAAAAAAAACCAGAGAAAAUUUUUAGUUUGUUUUUGUUUUUGGUUCCAGAGAGGAUGUAAUAAUAAUUCCUUCCAAAAAGUAAACUUAACACUUGCCGUGGCUUGUCUUGUUUCACGGAAGGUAUUAUCAUUGCAUAUGAGGAUAAAAUUUAGCCAAUUAUGAAUUCAAAUCGAGCAAUUUAUAUGAAAUCUUAUUUUGACCAAAUUUGAAAUAAAAUUAAUUUAAAUAAAUAUAAACACAAUAUACUAAUUUUCUAUUUAAAAAAUUACGCAAUUAUUUUUAAAUAAAAAAUCAAUUCAUAAGCG